UAUCGCCUCUAGUGGCCUUCUCGGGUAAUACGUGCUCGGAUCGUCAUUUGUUUUUACAAAAGAAAAAUAAUGUCAUCCGCAGACCAAAAAAGUUUAAACUUUACACGCUUGAUUUAUUCAACGUCAUUUAGCAAUUUGGUUUGUAGUUGGCUGUCUUGCCUAUUAAUCGGACUAUUAGGAGUAAAGGGAAAUGAGAUCAUGCUUCACUCUUCUCAGUAGAUUUUUAAAAUUAGAAUGAGUUACACGUCGAAAUUGGAUGCCAAUGUAGACGGUAACAGUUCUCUUAGCACGGGCUCGUUAGCGAUACUCGAUGACGAACAUCCCACAUCAUUGGCCAAUUUGCCAACUGAUAUUUUAUUACACAUUUUUGCAAUGUGUGGGCAGCGUUGGUGGCCUUCCAUUGCUCAAGUCUGUCACCGAUUUUAUACCAUAUUGGGAACAGAUAGUUUCCUCUGGGAACAAGUAACAAGGCAGCUCCUGCUUGUUAAUCAGUCAUCUUCAAUUUUUCGAUCCAAGAAUCACAGCUCUUUAUCUGCACAACUAAGAUUCAGAAUUUACAAUCACUGGAAAACAGGGGUCUGUCUGGUUAAACCAGUUGUGUCAGUUCGUGAAAAACAUGUACUUCCAUGGUUGGUUCUGAAAUCUGAUGUGCUUUGGGUUGGAACAGGAAGUCAUAUCAGAGCAUAUCCUAGGAUCCAACCAUGUGCUUUUCUUCACAGUAAAUCUUUACGGGGGAGAAUGAGACCAACUCUUAAUCUUUCUAGUUCUAGAGGAGAUUUGAGUCGGUUUACCGUCAAAAGUGGGGAUGAAGAUGUGGUCGUUGCGGGCGAUACAAAUGGAUCCAUUUUCAUUUGGAGGGCAUCUACAGGAAGACUGCAAUUUAAAAAAACAAAUUGCCAUUCAUCCGACGUUGCCGCUGUCAACGUAUUCAACAAUGUGAUUGUGUCUGGAGGGAGAGACAAAUUUGUCAAGGUACUUCGAUUUGACCAUUCAAUUUCAUAUCAUAGUUGGAAAAGUAUUUAUACCGCUGAAGAGAUUUAUUUAGAUGACAGAAUAUUGUCGCUUGAUAUCGACCCAUCCGGUACCUUAUUGUGUACGGGGACUGCUGGACAUGGUGGUGUUCCACCGUCUCAUUUGUUUGACUUGACAACUGGUGCCUUAAUUUGUCCCCUACGGAGACAUUUUCGAGUCGGCGAAGGUGUUUAUGACGUGCAUUUUGAAUCGCCUAACGAAGUACUGACGGGUGAUUUCAACUCCGCCUUACGCCUUUGGGAUUUGAGAACCCAAAGCAAUGUCUCGGUAUGGGACGAUCCUCACGAUUCCGCUAUCAAUUGUAUUGCAACUGACAACAAUAUGACCAUCUUGACGGGAACAGCGACGCAUGGAGGAAUCCGCCUUUGGGAUAAGAGACAAACGCGAUGUGUUCAACUUUAUUACGUUAAACCUGAAUUGCGGUCACCUGUCUAUAGUUUAGAUUUCGAUUCAUCCGAAAUGUAUACGGCUCUCGAUACUUCGAUCCUGGGUUUCGAUUUCAGCGGUGGCAAUAGGAAGCCUACCAAAGAUUUGGUAGUUUACCCGUGUAACUAAUUAAAUCGGUUGUUCCAAUUAUUAA
Molecule: messenger RNA, 1612 nt
Organism: Daphnia carinata
Lineage: Eukaryota; Metazoa; Arthropoda; Branchiopoda; Diplostraca; Daphniidae
Product: F-box/WD repeat-containing protein 4-like
Exons: 8
Coding region: 235-1587 (450 amino acids)
Biological process (GO): SCF-dependent proteasomal ubiquitin-dependent protein catabolic process
Cellular component (GO): SCF ubiquitin ligase complex
Molecular function (GO): protein binding
Source: RefSeq, a predicted model, not a curated record